Trypanosoma cruzi is the source of this 337-nucleotide messenger RNA. RefSeq names its product mucin TcMUCII, putative. NCBI's taxonomy places the organism in Eukaryota, Euglenozoa, Kinetoplastea, Trypanosomatida, Trypanosomatidae. The record is from RefSeq and is a predicted model, not a curated record. The annotation marks the transcript as partial. The transcript has a single exon.
ACCAAAAGUAGGUACCGACCCAAAUAAAUCACUGACAGAGGGUACGCAAGAGCAAGAAAGUCGCACUGAAACAUCCGCAGAACACAAAAAUAAGGAGUCUGAAGCCUCUGCUCAGACAACGACUACGACCACCACAACAAAUGCACCAACUACGACGACCACGACGACCACAACAACACAGGCACCAGCCACGACAACUACAGAGGCGCCAACCACGACGACAACCCGCGCACCGUCACGUCUUCGCGAAAUCGACGGCAGCCUCAGCAGCUCUGCGUGGGUGUGUGCCCCGCUGGUGCUUGCCGCAUCCGCGCUGGCGUACACCGCUGUGGGCUGA